Messenger RNA from Nilaparvata lugens (brown planthopper), 2086 nucleotides. RefSeq names its product gastrula zinc finger protein XlCGF17.1-like. Gene Ontology annotation, cellular component: nucleus. Lineage: Eukaryota; Metazoa; Arthropoda; Insecta; Hemiptera; Delphacidae. Bases 1128 to 1877 code for a protein of 249 amino acids. The record is from RefSeq and is a predicted model, not a curated record. The transcript has 3 exons.
UGCAAGUUUCUCCAAGCGCGUUGUCAUGCUGUUCUUUUUGUGCUAUUUUGAUUAAGGAACUAUAAAGACUAUUCAAGAUAUUUAAGCUAUUUAAGGUAAAGACUAUAAAGGUAUUUAUAGUUCCCUAAUUUUGAUCAAGCAUCGAGUCACCAAAGACCUUAAAGAUCUCUUCAUGGUCUUUGAGAGUAACAAGCACAGAGAAGAGAAUGUUCUCCUACUUCGUGACACAAGUUAGUCUUGUAAAAUGCAUGAUUAGAUUUGAAGAUACCUUUCUGUAUACUUUCUGUUCUAUGGUGUUGCAUCUUUCCAUUUCCAUCCUUCCAUGCUAAUUUAUUGGCUGGUGUUUUUGAUUUUGAGUCCGGCUGUCCUCUAAUAAUUUAUUAUAGUUUGGUACUUUAUUUUAUCCAAUAUCAAUUUGAAUAUAAAAUACCAAAAUGGAGUCAGAAGUAAGUAGCCUACUUAAAAAUUGUAUAAGCAAUUAUAUCACAAUGGACAUAUGGUACAUAACUUGAAACUCAGUAAGGCCUUUUUCAAUUAAACAUUACUGUAUUAUUUAUUAUGAUUACAUAUUUAUAUCUUAUCUCAUGUUAUAAAUUGAGGUUUUAGAGCGUUAUUGAGUAAUUGCUACAUGAUUCAUAUUUACAUUAUAUGCAUUAGAGCAUGUAAGAUGUUUAGGAUAUUUAAAGAUUUUAGGCCGGGAUUACACGGUCAAAUUUUUUAUAAAAGAUAUUUGACAAACAUAUUUGAUAGUCUAAUAGGCCAUAUUUUAUAAAAGAUUUCUUUUAUCAAAGAUAAUAGGUUGGCAUUAUCUUUUAUAAAAGUUCAGAUUCUGAAUUUCAGGUGAUGUUAAUUUGAUUGAGGUUAGUUUUAUUUCAGGUUAGUUUUUAAUUUGAAUGAAAUGUCUUCGAAGUACACUUGGUGUGUUGAAACCAAUAACCUCCUUAUUUCCGAAUAUGAAAAUCAUAAAAGUCUAUUUAAUCCUAAACAUCAAGAUUAUAAAAAUAGACUAUUAAGACAAUCGUUUUAUAAAAGAAUUGCCGAAAAUAUAAAUCUUAAGAACUGGAUGUACACAUGAUGACAUCAAGAAGAAAAUAAAUGGUCUUAGAAGCCAAUUUCUGUCAGAAAAAAUGAAGAUGGCGACAGUUACUAUUAAAAAGGAGGAGGAGGAGGAUGAUGAUAGCAGCCAGCAACCAGCUGCAGUGGAAGAUGAUUGCAGCCAACAACAUUAUCUAAUCCCUGGCUACAACAUGAUCUUCAUCAAAGAGGAUGCAUAUGACGAGCAAGAGGCUGAAGAAAGUGCAGUGAAGAGCGAACCAGAGAUGUGGCCUUCAAACUGCAGCACAUCUGGCCGAGACUAUGCAACAGAAGUGGGUGGACUGAAUGAGCAUUCAAUCUCUCCAGUGGAAAAGUGCACUGAGUCAUCUGUGGCUGGCAAAAAGACCAAGCUCUACAGCUGCACUCACUGUAGCUAUAAGACCCCAUGGUUCAGUCAUUUGAAGAUACACAUUAGAAAACACACUGGGGAAAAACCUUUCAGCUGCGAGUUUUGUGGCUACAAAAGUGAUCAGUUAGGUAAUUUGAAAACACAUAUCAGAACACAUACUGGAGAAAAGCCUUUCAGCUGCGAAUUUUGUGUUUUUAAAAGUACUAGGUUAAAUGAUUUGAAAGCACAUAUCAGAACACAUACUGGAGAAAAACCUUUCAGCUGCGAAUUUUGUGACUUCAAAAGUGCUCGGUUAGGUACUUUGAAAGCACAUAUCAGAACACACACUGGGGAAAAACCUUUUAAUUGCGAGUUUUGUGAAUUCAAAUUUGCUCAGCUAGGUAAUUUGAGAAGACAUAUCAGAACACAUACAGGAGAAACAACUCCUAGCUAAGCAUAAUUUUGUCAACCCUCACUUUCUUAUCAAACUUUAUCAAAACAGUCAUCUACUCUACCUUGAAUCUUCCAAUUAAACUUCAUCUUCAAUUGAUUCAAUCUAUUUUAUCAAUAAGUAAUAACUUGGUGGGUAAAUCGUGCAGUGGAGUCUGCCAUGAAUGAGGUUAGCUCUCCUUCCUUUGUGGCUUCAAAAACCAAAAAUAAUUA